GUAUUGGUAACCACCUCGAGUAAAAAAAAAAAAAACCGCUAAAGCUCUAUCUCGCUGGUGACAAUGGAAAACCCCGCCGGAACAUUCCCGGGUUCCGGCGACUUAUCUCGCAAAGUCGUAGCAGUUGCCGCCGGAGAAGCUCAUACUCUCGCUCUCUCUGGGGAUGGGUGCGUGUAUUCAUGGGGAAGAGGAAUGUUUGGGAGACUCGGGACCGGUUCAGAAUCCGACGGGCAUUUCCCGGUUCGUGUCAAGUUCCAAAACUCAGAGCUUAAGUUUAUAGCUGUCGCUGCUGGCGCUUAUCACAGUCUUGCUCUUGCAGAUGAUGGAUCAGUUUGGUCCUGGGGUUAUAACAUCUAUGGCCAACUUGGUGUAAAUGGGGAGAAUUCUUCGGCACCUCAGCUGUUGGAGCGUUUCCUUGAGUUGGGUUCCCCUGAUCAAUCAAAAGAUGAGUUAGACAUAAAUACUAAAGCACCAUGGAAGAUUUGUGCAGUCAAAGCUGGAGGAAUGACUUCUCUGGCAAUUGAUAAUCUUGGGGCCCUGUGGAUGUGGGGCCUUUGUCCUCAGGAAAACAGCAGUGGUGAUGGAGGCUUGACGUUUGCGAGUAGUUUUUCUCCAAUUCCUGUUUGGGAUUUCCAUGGCCAUACCGUUGUUAAGGUCGCAUGUGGAAACGAGCAUGUUGUAGCCCUAGUCAGUGCUGGAGAAACAUAUAAAGGUGAUGAUCUUGUAUGCUACUCUUGGGGUGGUAAUGGCCAUGGCCAGUUAGGCCUAGGAGACAGAGAGAGCAGAGUCCAUCCUGAAAUUGUUGAAACAUUUAACCAGGACAUCCCAUGGACAGUUUAUGAGGUAGCAUGUGGUGCCUUCCACACUGCUUUGCUUACUCACAGAAAAAGACCUAGUGAAACACUUGAGAGUAUGUGUUGGACAUUUGGCCUUGGGGAAAACGGGCAACUUGGGCAUGGAACCACUCAAAGUAAAUUAGUUCCUGAACCUGUGAAAGAGUUACCACAGCCCGUAUAUCUUGUUUCUGUUGACUGUGGCUUGUUUCACACUAGUGUUGUUUCAUCAGCCGAAGAUGUGUGGUCAUGGGGAAUGGAAAAGGGUCUAGGGCUAUGUCCAGAUGCUAGUUUUACUGGAACAGAUGCAGGAGAUGCCAUUUCUCCCCGACGGAUAUCGGGUGAUGGAAUGCGCGGGCCUAAAUUUCAUGAUCCAGUUCAAAUUUCUUGUGGGGCUGCCCAUACUGUUGUUGUGGCACAUGAUGGAUAUAAGCUAUGGUCCUGGGGCAGGGGAAGGAGUGGAGUUCUCGGCAAUGGUAAAACAAUGGAUUGUUUCACCCCCUCAAUGGUGUUAUGGCCUCCACUGAAUGAGGAUUUCAAGCAAGAAGAGCUGAACAGUACUGUUGGUGAGGAAGAUAAGAUUGUAGAUCAUAAGAAUUCUGACGCAGGGUCGGAAAUGGAUAAGAAGUUAUCUUUGGCCACGGAAGAGAUGAAGCUGCUCCAAUCAAAACUUUCCAUCAUGGAAAGAUAUGCAAGCAUACUUCACAGUUCGAUCUUUGGUAAACCUUUUGAAGAGCAAGAUAUCCCAAUCUCAUUGCAGAACUCUGGUACUUUUGACAUUGCUAGGGAAUGGGAGAACAUGCUGGAGUCAUCAGACCGUAGCAAGCUUGUCAGGUUGGAAUUGUUCUAUCGAAACAUGCUCGCUGGUGUUAAGGAUAAGAUGAUGAAGAAAAGGAUCCAGGAGUUAAUAAAGGAGUAUCUUCCUUCUUCAACGCAAGAGAAAUAGUGUUGAUUGUUACAUGGCUGCAUUGAACACCAUGCUUUUUGGUUCAAAUAGAGAACUUUUACAGUCCACAAGUUGGUUAAAUUAGCUUGAUAUUAUACCAUACAAAGGAUUAUAUUUACUGUUGUUAUCAAUUACUGUGUAGUUUCUGGCCAUAAAAAAUCAUGUACUGUUUUUAGGCAUGAUAAUGUGUGCAUUUCUUUCAAUAAAAUCGUGUAUUGUCAAGGACAUGGCUGUUAUUGCAAAA
Molecule: messenger RNA, 2023 nt
Organism: Theobroma umbraticum
Lineage: Eukaryota; Viridiplantae; Streptophyta; Magnoliopsida; Malvales; Malvaceae
Product: Regulator of chromosome condensation (RCC1) family protein
Source: RefSeq, a predicted model, not a curated record